UGACUGUUUUAUUCCCCAUCAUCGGCAUGGGUAGGCAUUGUGCGCGAAUCUGAGUGACAGACUUCGAUAAAAGUCACGUUUUUCGUAGCUUAUAAAAUCUAUUAUUUCUUUCUAUCAAAAUGGCUUCAAGAACACAAUCAAGAAGAAUUCCUGAAGUAGAACCACGUAUAGAUUAUGUUCAAUGCGAUGGAUUAGUUGUAAUGAAAAUGGUAAAACAUUGUCAUGAGGAGUCUAUGAGCAACAUGGAAGUUGCACAAGGUGCACUUCUUGGUUUAGUUGUACAAAACAGAUUGGAAAUAACCAAUUGUUUUCCUUUCCCUAAAAAUGACGAAAUCGCCGACGAAGAGGAAUAUCAAUUAGCUAUGAUGCGUAGACUUAGAUGGGUUAACGUUGAUCAUUUUCACGUUGGAUGGUAUCAAAGUGCAGAUGUUGGUAAUUUUUUAAAUGUAUCACUUUUAGAAUCACAAUAUCAUUAUCAAACGUCUAUAGAAGAAUCUGUUGUGCUUAUUUAUGAUACUGCCAAGUCGGCCAGAGGGUUUUUAACUCUUAAAGCUUAUCGUCUCACACCACAAGCUAUACAAAUGUAUAAGGAAGGCGAAUUUACUCCCGAAGCUUUACGGGCACUUAAGAUCGGUUAUGAAAGUCUUUUCGUUGAAAUUCCUGUUGUUAUAAAAAAUAGUAAUUUAACAAAUAUUAUGAUGUCAGAAUUAGAAGAAAUGAUUCCAGAAGAAGAAGGCACUAAAUAUUUAGAUCUUGGAACUGCUACAGUAUUGGAAAAUCAAUUACGUUGUUUAAUGGAUCGUGUAGAUGAAUUAAAUCAAGAAGCUAUGAAAUUCAAUAGAUAUCAACAAUUGGUUGUUCGACAGCAACAGGACAAAAAUCGAUUGUUAGCAAAGAGAGCUCAAGAAAAUGCAGCAAGAGCUGCUAAAGAUGAACCACCACUUCCCGAUGAUGAUAUCAACAAAAUAAUGAGACCAUUACCAGUACCACCAAGAUUAAAUCCAAUGAUUGUCGCAGGACAAAUUAACACUUACAGUGAACAUAUAUCACAAUUCUGUGCACAAAGCUUAGCUAAAUUAUAUAUUACACAGAGUCUUCAACAUGCUAAAGAAUCUAAAUCUUCCAAUUGAUGAAAUAACAAUACACACGUCAUAAAUGAUUAUGUCAUUAAACAUUUGUAAUGAAACAUUAAAUCUAUAUUAAAUAUCAUAUAAUAAUGUUUUCUAA
Messenger RNA from Vespa mandarinia (Asian giant hornet), 1227 nucleotides. RefSeq names its product eukaryotic translation initiation factor 3 subunit h (gene eIF3h). The record is from RefSeq and is a predicted model, not a curated record. Gene Ontology annotation, molecular function: protein binding; translation initiation factor activity; metallopeptidase activity. Gene Ontology annotation, cellular component: cytoplasm; eukaryotic translation initiation factor 3 complex. NCBI's taxonomy places the organism in Eukaryota, Metazoa, Arthropoda, Insecta, Hymenoptera, Vespidae.